AUGACCUCCCUCUUCACCGGCGCAAGCAGUCGAACGAUACGCGACCUCGAACGAGCAGUGCAGAGAAACAUUCUCCGACGCCAUCGCUUCGAUCAACAACAACAUGGGCGAAGAUACGAAUCUACAAAACCGUCGAAUGCCAAUUCCAAGGCUGUACAGCAGCAGCAGCAGCAGCCGGUGGCUUUCGCCGCCUGGCUCGAACCGAUCAAGAUCCCCUUUCGCAGCUAUGAACGGAUGCAAGAGCGGAGUCCUCUCCUGACACAGUGGGAGACUACCUUGGUGAUAUACUUCCUGGGCGAUCUGGCGGCGCAGAUUGUGCAGCAGGAGCAAGGCGGAGGAGAAGGAGAAGAAGAAGAAGGGAGAUGGUAUGAGCCGAUUCGAGGGUUGAGAGCCAUGGUGAUUGGAGGCAUCAUGAGUAUUCCUAGCUUCAAGUGGUUCCUGUGGUUGGGGAGGUGAGUUCCUGAUACCGGAAAGCGCGGGAAAACGAAGCUGUGCAGCGGAAAUGGAGAGGCUGACUUUUGUUGUUGAUGAUCAGGCAUUUCAACUACGCCCAACACUGGAAAUCCCUCGGUGUGAAGAUCCUCGUCUCCCAAAUGCUCUUCACGCCGCUCUUCAACACGUACUUCUUCGGCAUGCAGACGCUCCUUGCGGGCGGGAGUUUUCCCGACGCCAAGGAGAGGGUCAUCAAGACGGUGCCGGUUUCCUGGAUGAAUAGUUGGAAACUCUGGCCUGCUGUGACGGCUUUCAGUUUUACUUUUAUCCGGCCGCAGAAUCGGAGUGUUUUUGCGGGGUUUAUUGCGAUUGGGUGGCAGACGUAUCUGAGUUGGUUGAAUCGGAGGGCGGAGAAGGGGGUGAUGGAUGAGGAUAAGAAUCAGGAGAGGGAGGUUGGAGUGAGGGAGCAGAGGAAGAUGAAGGCGUAG
This is a messenger RNA of Lecanosticta acicola, 920 nucleotides long. NCBI's taxonomy places the organism in Eukaryota, Fungi, Ascomycota, Dothideomycetes, Mycosphaerellales, Mycosphaerellaceae. The record is from the annotation of a GenBank genome assembly.